Molecule: messenger RNA, 1163 nt
Organism: Asparagus officinalis (garden asparagus)
Lineage: Eukaryota; Viridiplantae; Streptophyta; Magnoliopsida; Asparagales; Asparagaceae
Product: peroxidase 27-like
Exons: 4
Coding region: 8-985 (325 amino acids)
Biological process (GO): response to oxidative stress; hydrogen peroxide catabolic process
Cellular component (GO): plasmodesma; plant-type cell wall
Molecular function (GO): peroxidase activity; heme binding
Source: RefSeq, a predicted model, not a curated record
AUCAAAUAUGGCCUCUAGGUCUCUUUUCAAGCUCCUCCUCCCUCUACCCCUUGUAUUUGUUUUAUCAGUCAUGGCCACUGCUCAGGGCUUGAAGGUAGGGUUCUAUGAGAAAACCUGCCCCCAAGCCGAAGCCAUCAUAUACGAGGAGAUGACAGAGGUUAUGUCGGUUGCCCCAAGCCUCGCAGGCCCAUUGCUCAGGAUGCAUUUCCAUGAUUGCUUCGUAAAGGGAUGUGAUGCGUCGCUCCUACUAAACAGAACAGGGAGCGUCCCUGCGGAAAAGGAUUCACCGCCGAACCUUAGCCUAAGGGGCUAUAGCACAAUUGAUCGCGUCAAAGCAAGGUUAGAACAGGCUUGCCCUGGGAUUGUAUCGUGUGCGGACGUUGUGGCCCUAGUUGCCAGAGAUGUAGUUCGUCUGGCGAAAGGACCAUAUUACAAUAUACCCACAGGGCGGAGAGAUGGAAACCGAUCUGAUAUCCGUGAUACCCUAGGAAACUUACCACCCAGUAUCUUCAACUUCCAACAACUGGUCACUAUGUUUUCAUCCAAGGGGCUGAGCGUCAAAGAUCUCGUUGUCCUAUCAGGCGGUCACACUAUCGGUACCUCACACUGCUCAGCAUUCUCAAACCGACUCUACAACUUCACUGGAAAAGGUGACACUGAUCCAAGUAUUGACAGCGAGUAUGUGCCGAAGCUGAAGAGCAAAUGCAAGCCGAAUGACGUGAACACCUUGGUAGAAAUGGACCCCGGGAGCUUUAAGACGUUCGAUUCGAGCUAUUACAAGCUUAUAGCAAAGAGGAGGUCUCUCUUCACAUCCGAUGGUAGUCUCCGCUCAAAUCCAGCGGCGUUUGCAUUGGUCAUGCGCCUUGCAAAUAAUCAGGCGGAGUUUUUCAAGGAGUUUGGGGUUUCAAUGGUGAAUAUGGGGAACAUUGAAGUUCUUACAGGCACCCAGGGUGAGAUAAGGAAGACGUGUACACUUGUGAACUAAUACGUAUGAUCUCUGUAUGCACUUUUCAUCGGGGGUGAUCUUUUGUAAUAGCAUUAAUUGAGGCUGGGUUUGUUUUUAACGGUAAAGAGAGAGCUUCUCAAUGUUUGAUUAGGCUUUCUUUCGUAAUUUUGUAUUUGUUAAUUAUCUGUAUUGUACUCAUUUAUAAUAUGAAUGAAGA